AUGACUCGAGGCGAGAGCACGCAGACCAAGGUCCACUACAAGGGCUCCAUCGACGACUUCCUCGUCUUCGUCGAGGACGUGGACCAGUACAAGAAGUGGCGGAAGGGGGACACGUCCAUCCCCCUGGCGCAAUUCGUGUCGUCGUUUAAGAUCUUCCUUACCCACAGACAAGGCGCGCAGGGCACGUACGACGCGGCGCCCAAGAACGUGCUGUACUCGGAAUUCGGCACCGACGACGACGACGAAGUCAUCAAGAAGAUUCUCAAACACGGCGCCAUGCAGACCAUGGAGAUGCCCGGUCGACAGGGCGUUACCAACGAGAGCAUGAGCUCCAUGAAGACUCACUAA
Molecule: messenger RNA, 348 nt
Organism: Metarhizium acridum CQMa 102
Lineage: Eukaryota; Fungi; Ascomycota; Sordariomycetes; Hypocreales; Clavicipitaceae
Source: RefSeq, a predicted model, not a curated record